This is a messenger RNA of Lepus europaeus (European hare), 732 nucleotides long. RefSeq names its product tRNA methyltransferase 10 homolog C-like. Gene Ontology annotation, biological process: positive regulation of mitochondrial translation; mitochondrial tRNA 5'-end processing. NCBI's taxonomy places the organism in Eukaryota, Metazoa, Chordata, Mammalia, Lagomorpha, Leporidae. Gene Ontology annotation, molecular function: tRNA binding. Gene Ontology annotation, cellular component: nucleoplasm; mitochondrion; nucleus. The record is from RefSeq and is a predicted model, not a curated record.
AAAUCAGGUGCUCAGGCCAUGCAGUUUGGACAGCCUUUAGUUUUUGACAUGAUUUAUGAUAAUUAUAUGAAACCAAAAGAACUACAGAAUGCAGUUUCUCAACUUUUAGAAAGUGAAGGGUGUAACAGAAGAAAUAUUGAUCCUUUCCAUAUUUAUUUCUGUAACUUUAAAAUAAAUGGUGCUUAUCAUAGAGAGUUAGUUAAACGUUAUGGAGAAAAAUGGGACAAAUUGCUUUUAACAGCAACAGAAAAGUCUUAUGUAGAUUUAUUUCCAAAGGAUGAUAUUUAUAUUUAUUUAACUGCAGAUUCUCCCAAUGUUAUGACUACUUUUAGACAUGACAAAAUUUAUAUAGUUGGAUCAUUUGUUGAUAAGGCUAUGCAACCAGGCACAUCCCUAGCCAAGGCAAAACGACUGAAGCUGGCAACAGAAUGCCUUCCAUUAGAUAAAUAUUUACAGUGGGACAUUGGUACCAAAAAUCUCACCCUAGAUCAGAUGAUGCGUAUUUUGUUAUGUCUGAAAAACUCUGGAAGUUGGGAAGAGGCUCUGAAGUUUGUUCCCAGGAGAAAGCAUAGUGGUUAUCUGGAGGUUUCACAACAAUCUCGAGAUUUUGUCAAUAAACUGAAGAAGGUAAAGACCUUUAAUUCAUUUCCAAAAGGCUCUCUAAAUGUACUUACACAAAAGAGAUAACUUGAAUGAGAAAAUUUGAUAAAAAGUAAAUGGAUUGAAAAUACA